Molecule: messenger RNA, 4887 nt
Organism: Cyprinus carpio (common carp)
Lineage: Eukaryota; Metazoa; Chordata; Actinopteri; Cypriniformes; Cyprinidae
Gene: dennd1a
Product: DENN domain containing 1A
Biological process (GO): endocytic recycling; endocytosis
Cellular component (GO): clathrin-coated vesicle; cytosol
Molecular function (GO): guanyl-nucleotide exchange factor activity; phosphatidylinositol phosphate binding
Source: RefSeq, a predicted model, not a curated record
CUGUAGUACCGUGAUCUGCGCGUGGAGACCAUGGCGUUCCUGUGCAGUAUGUGACGGGGAUAACGGCAAAUAUAACUCCGACAGCGGGUUGUUGUCACAUUAUUCUGAGGAACGGAUUGGAUUUAAAUUAAGGAUAAAAUGGGCUCUCGUAUCAAGGAGAGCCCUGGGUCACCAUUUGAGGUGUACAUGGAGGUGGUGCAUUCUGGGACGGCUGGCUCUGGACCAGAGGUACGAAGGAGUUUCCCCGACACAUACACUGACCAGGAAACGUUACAGACUAUCCCAAAGUUUUGUUUCCCCUUCAAUAUGGACAGUAUGACAGUGGGCCAGGUGGGGCAGAACUUCACAUUUGUCCUGACGGAUAUCGAGAGCAAACAGCGCUUUGGUUUCUGCCGGCUCUCAUCAGGAGCUCACAGCUGCCACUGCAUCCUCAGCUACCUGCCCUGGUUUGAGGUGUUUUACAAGCUGCUGAAUAUCCUGGCAGACUAUACAACCAAAGGACAGGACAGUCAGUGGAGAGAGUUGUUAGAGUCUCUACACACGUUAAACAUCCCUGACCCUGGCGUGCCUGUGCAUUUGAGUGUGCAUUUGUUUUUCACAGUGCCUGAUCCUAGGGAAUUACCCAGUAUACCUGAAAAUAGAAAUCUGACAGAGUAUUUCGUAGCAGUGGAUGUGAAUAACAUGCUGCAUCUGUACGCUAGCAUGCUGUACGAAAGACGAAUCCUCAUUAGCUGCAGCAAGCUGAGCACUUUAACCGCAUGUGUUCAUGGUGCAGCAGCCAUGUUGUAUCCCAUGUACUGGCAGCAUGUUUACAUUCCAGUCCUGCCACAGCACUUAAUAGAUUACUGCUGUGCUCCAAUGCCAUACCUCAUCGGAGUGCAUUCCAGUCUUAUGGAGAAGGUGCGAGGUAUGGCUUUAGAUGAUGUGGUACUUCUCAAUGUAGACACAAACACUCUUGAAACGCCGUUUGAUGACCUGCAAAGCCUUCCUAAUGAUGUGGUUUCAUCUUUAAAGAACCGCCUAAGAAAAGUUUCCUCGACGACAGGAGAUGGAGUGGCCAGAGCGUUUCUGAAAGCGCAGGCAGCUCUGUUUGGUAGUUACAGGAACGCGCUACACAUUGAACCGGAGGAGCCAAUUACGUUCAGUGAGGAAACGUUCAUCACCCACAGAUCCAGCACAAUGAGACAGUUUCUACAGAACGCUAUACAGCUACAGUUCUUUAAACAGUUUAUAGAUGGGCGUCUGGAGCUGUUGAACUCUGGUGAAGGGUUCAGCGAUCAGUUUGAGGAGGAGAUCAACAUGGGAGAAUAUGCUGGCAGCGAUAAGACAUAUCAGUGGCUUUUCACAGUGAAGAAGGGUAGUGGGGCCAUCUUAAACACAGUGAAGACAAAGGCAAAUCCUGCGAUGAAGACAGUUUACAAAUUUGCCAAAGAUCAUGCCAAGAUGGGCAUCAAAGAAGUAAAGAGUAGACUCAAACAAAAGGAGCUUACAGAGAAUGGUUUCUCAGAAGACCCUGGCUCCACCCACCUACCCUCCACACAAAGUAAAGACUCCCUCACCUGGGACCAGAGACGUCCAAUCACAGUUCACUUUGGACAGACUGAGCAGUCACGUUCCCCACGGCCCCCUCGGCCACAACGUCCCCCUCCCCCCCAUCCCUCCAAACUACAGCGCAGCACACUACCAGCUCGACCUCCUCGGCCUCUGGUGCCAAAGAGACCACGAAGUAACAUUGGCAUAGAAGGAAGCCCUGAACAUUACGUGCGUCCAACCCGUCACUAUACAGUGUUUCUGUGCGAGGAUUCUUCGGGUGACGAGCUGUCUCAGGAUGACGACUCCAUUGCUGCUUUUCCUGAACACUUCCUGCUUUCUGCUCCUUUUGAAUGGCCCAAGCAAUACAGGUCUCUGAAAGAGGCAGAGCUUGUGGAAGAAGGUGAGGAGGUUGGGGAGCGCUUCCAAGGUAACACUGCUCCGUCCAGCCCUGUGCUAGACAAGUUCUCUGACCUGAGCCUGUUGCAGGAUGCCUUCCGUAGUCAGCAGGGGGAGCCAGAAUGUACAGAAACCACAAAUACCACAAAACCCUCUCACAGCACACACUCUACACUCAGUUCCGCCAGAAGUUUGGAGGAGCUUCGAGCAGACCCACAACAUGCCAAUUUCAACUACCAGCGGAUGGAUCUUACUUCUGGUGAGCGCACACGCACACUCCCUGGUCUUAAAACCACCAAUCCGUACAGCAAGCUCUGGAGCCACAGAGAAGACCCAUCCACGUUGCUUGGCCAAGAGUCACCUUCCUGGGAGAGACCUCUCUCCGUGCCACCCUUGGAACCCCCAGAGGCACUGCCACCCAGCAGAGAGAGUUCAAAUCCCAGUGGAGAGAAGACCGAAGGGGCUUGUAUCACAAUCCCUCGUCCCCAAGGUCGAAAAACACCUGAGCCGGGUGCAGUUCUGGCACCCGCUGUGACCCUGCUGCGCGGGGUUAAACAGACCAGCGAAAAGGAGGGAGGAGUGUCUGCUGGAGGGCAAGAGUUUCGGCAAGCACUGAACAUGUCUCCUCACUCCCAAUCACAAACUCAAACGGACUUGUUGAAGCCCAACGAGCCGAACGAGGGACAGGACUUGCUCAGCUUGUUGGACCCUCUGUGCGGAGCAACGAAGAAUGAGGCCACCCCGUCCCUCACUAAACCCCCUAUACCUCCUCGACCCAACCCCCCAAACCUCCCUGCCUUGCCCCCUCCAGUAUCACUGAACCCCUUUACCCAACCACCCCAGUACCAGCCACAAAGGCACUAUAGUCCUGUUGUCCCAGGUAACCCUUUUGCCCCAGCCUACAUGCCUCCCCCAGGUGCCAACUACUUUCCCACUUCUGCCCAUCCGUUCUCAGUAUUCGUUCAAUCAUCUGCUGUGGGUGUGACCCCAACUGGAGGGGCGUGGCCAGUUGGACGCGUUCCUCCAUCCUCCAGCAGUAGCGGCUCUCUUUCAACCCUCUUGGACUCACCUGCUCCUACUACUCCAGCCCAGCCUGCGCAAGUCUCUAGAGACGAACCCCGUGACCCAUUCAGUGACCUUCUUACUAUGGCAACCACACCAACUGUAAUGACCACGCCCCCCAAAAAGAAAGUAGAUGAUUUGCGAAGAAGGUGGGAAACGUUUGACUAGCUGCGCCCACAUCUUUCCUCUACGGCUGCUACCAAACAGAGAGGAACUGCAAAUUAAGAGCCAGUGGGUAUUUAAGAUUGUGCCCCUAGUGGCCUGAAAGCACUGUUGGACAUUUUCCCUCUCAGAGUGUAUUGUGCUUUUUUUUUUUUUUUUGCAUCUAGCUCACACAAUUAGCCUUAUGCACACAGAUGCUAAUGAUGUAUUUCCCCUAGCAUCCGGAUGAACCAUGUUGUUCCAGUAGCAGCAAGUUUAACACUGAAAAACCAUAUAAGCAGGAUAACACUGUAUUUUCUGUAGCUAGCAGUCUAGUUUCCAUAGGGAUCAGACUACAACACUAAAAAUACCACACAGUAAUAUGACCCAAGUCCUACACUAGCGAUUAGACUGCUAUUGUUGCGUUUAUGGCGGCAAUUGCACAUCCUCUUAACAAUCAGUACUGUUUUAAUAAGAAGCUUGUUUUUUAACCCUACACACAUAUUAAUUCAAACCGUUACACCUUAACAUCCAAUUUCUUGUACGAACUUCUACAUACAAUUGUUAAAUUGGCAUUUAUAAUGCAUCUGAAUACAAAUAUUUGCUAAUCCCUAGUAGAUGGCAUACUACACAUCCCACACUACUUGUUACAUGACACAAGGGCAUACUACAUUCUGGACUCUAUAAUACAAAUUGCAUAUAAUGUUAUGAUUGCAGUAUCUGCCGUGUACUUCAUAUUUGCACUACAUUACAUACAGCAUACAAUAAUGCAUACUGCUCUAGAUAUCAUGCCCUAGUAGAAGCUGUAUACUACUCACUGGUUAGAGCAUAGAGUGUGAUAAAGUGCAGCUGAAUGGUAGUGCUCAGAACGGGUCGGAGUAAACAGCCCUGUAGAACACAACACUGCCCACUAGAGGUCUGAAGUCAUAGGUCAAAAAUGCAGUAUGCAUUUGAUGCAUUCAUUUUUGACCAAAAAAAGUGUAAUAUGUGUACAGUAGGUAAACCAAUCACGAGUGUGUUUUUAGGUCAAAUACUGGUACCGGCUUUACCUAUAGUUCUGCUUGCCUGCGUGUCAGUCCAAAAGUAUUAAAAUGGGUCUUAUGAAACAGGGUUCUGUUCGGUUUCAAAAUAGUUUAGUUUAGAUGCUAUAAUUGUCCACGUGCUUUGAUUUGAUGUUAAAGUUCUCGUUUUAUUCUGAGCAUCACAUGAUAGACUUACAGCUUUCAUAAAGCGACCAGUCACCACCCUUCUUUUUAGCACUACCAUUUCCAUCUAAUCUGCUACUGCCAUGCACUCUGCAUUAUGGGUAUUUAUUCUAAUAGAGCCUUUUUGCGCAUUUUAAAUAUACAUUAUGCUAUAAAAUGUGUUAAAAUGAAUCCUUACUCUAACAGCUGGUUUUCUUGUCAUAGACUGUGCCUGUUUUCUGGGUUUAGUUCAGCACUAUACACAAUCUGUGUUGGAGGAUCUUUGUUUCUUGCCAUUUUUUGCUAUAUUUUUGUCUGAGACUUGCAAGUAUAGGAGAACACUGUUUGUGCAAAUCUUGACAUGGAAAAGAAUUGUGUACAACCAAACACUCAAAUCCAAAAGAAACAUGUUUUUGUCCAUGUCAGGGAACAUCAGGGAGUGAACUGGUGUCUCUUCUCUGGUUUUAUUGCUGUAUUUAAAGAUAUGAAAUAAUGUUAUUUGUGUUAUUAAAGUGUUCUUGAACAUCUCUAUUCACCCUGUAGAGCUGUUAGAAGAUCACGUUUUCUGUUA